CACACCCUGGUCUCCGAGCCGGUCUCCGAACCCACGUCCCUCGAGAAGCUCCAUGGAAGCAGGGAUGCCUGGCUCGGCAGUCGCCUAUGCCACCUGCUGGGCCAGUCGUUACCGCCGCCCAGGCGAUUCGACGCAGUGCUUUACUAUCUUGUGGCUUUCGGUUACUACUUAGUAAUGCUAGCAGACAGAGGCAGGCCCCCAAAACGUCUGGAAUGCCCUCAUGACACAUCGCGUCGCGGGGGUCUCGUGUCCUCAUCCUCCCUUUGUCGGUCCCUGCUCUAUCCUAGACCUGGAUGUUGACCGCUUAGCUGCUCUAAGGAGUCAACUGGAUAAGCUAUGCCCCUGCUGCGUGGGCCAGGACAGCCCAGGGGCCGGUCAUCGCGGCUCUUGUCUAGGAAGCGUCAAGGACGCGAAUGGCACUCCCAGUUCCGCAGUGAAGCGGCUCAAAGCAGCAGGGCCACGCGGCCAAGAAACGGUGACGAUGAACGCCUCGCCGCACUCGCGACGCCUUGAUGACGCAGGCAGCGCUGGCUCGGGGGGAAAUUUUGUCUCUCCACCAUGUGGUCUCCCGACAAGUUUGAGAGCAAAGCAGCCGACAAGGAAUGGACCUCCGUCACCAUGGCGUCAGGCUACGGCUAUCAAACUGUCUCCUGUGAGUUGAGAAAGGAGGAAAGGACAUGUCAACGCGGCGAGAUGAUGAGCCCAGCCGAUAUAAACUGUCUCUGGUGGACGCCGUUGCAGCUGGCCGACGAGGGCCACGCCGAAAAAUGUCUUCCAACGAGUCCAUCACCACUCUGCGAGAGAGCUCCGAAGAGCUCGAGCAACGAAAAAUCGACUUUGAGAGGCUAGGACGGGAGAGACCAGCCGCCUUCUCGUCAACAUGGCUCGAGAUAGCCUUUGUUACGGCGAUGCUCGUGUCGCUGUCCAUGGCGGAAUUUGUUAUCGGCGGCUUCCAGGUCGUCCUACCCGCGCUCGUUGAGCCCUUCGACAUCCCCCCUUCGUCUCAGACGUGGCCCUCGAGCGUGCUGACCUUGGUGGCCGGCUCAUUCCUCUUUCCGCUAGGUCGCGUCACCGACAUGUACGGGGGAUACAUCGUCUUCAACAGCGGCCUGAUGUGGUUCUCCAUCUGGGGUAUUGCCACGGGAUUUGCCCAGAAUUUCACGACGCUGGUCCUUUGUCGUGCCAUGGAGGGGCUGGGAGCGGCCGCAUUCCUCCCAGCAGGCAUCUCCAUGCUCGGCACCAUCUACCGGCCCGGCCCCAGGAAAAACCUCGUUUUCGCCCUUUACGGCGCUACGGCACCCCUGGGGUUCUUUGCGGGCAUCAUCAUUGGCGGCUUGGCGCAAGAUCUGCUACAGUGGCGAUGGUACUUUUGGAUCGGAGGCAUCGUCACUGGGCUCUGCUGCCUCGGGGCGCUUCUGACCUCGCCACGCGACUACACCGAGACACGCAAGAUGAACGUCAAGAUGGACUGGUGGGGGACAUGCACCAUGAUCCCCGGCCUCAUGCUGACCAUCUACUCCAUCACCGAGAGCAGCCAUGCGCGCCGCGGCUGGUCCUCCCCGGAGAUUGUCUCGACGCUCGUCCUGGGGCUGUUGUUCCUCGCGGCCACUGUUUACGUGGAGGGAUGGGUUGCAACGGCGCCACUCAUUCCUGCUGACAUCUUUCGCGUCAAGUACAUCAAACGCAUGCUUUUCUGUCUGCUCCUCUCGUGGGGCGUAUUCUCCGUGUACCUGUUUUACACUAAUUUCUACAUCGAAACUAUUCUGGGGAAAUCGGCAUUGAUUACGGCCGUUUGGUUCGCGCCAUGGGCGGCCAGCGGACUCAUUCUGUCGACCUUCGCCGGGCUAAUCCUCCACAUCUUUCCGGGCCGCGUCCUGCUCAUCUUCUCGGGCAUCUGCAAGGUGGUCGCCGUGCUCCUCUUUGCCCUCAUACCCGAGAAUCCGAACUACUGGGCUUGGGUGUUUCCCGCCAUGGUCUGCGAGGCAGCGUGCGUGGACGUGCUCUGGACGGUGAGCAAUGUGUUCCUUACGACAAGUCUGCCACGCCACCGCCAGGGCAUGGCCGGCGCUGUCAUAACCAUCACGGUUUUCGUCGGCGGGGCGCUGGUGCUAGCCAUCGCGGACGUGGCCAAGGGCCAGUUCGAAGCUUCGGGCAUGGACGUCAAGUCGCAGUACAAGGGCGUAUUCUUGAUUGCCGCAGGCCUUGCCUUUUUGGCCCUCAUCUCCAGUAGCUGCAUCAAGCUGGGCAAAGCAGGUUGUGCCCUGACGGUCGAUGAGAAGGAGCAGGAGAAGGAGAAGGAGGAGAGUGUCGUGGAGCGACCCAGGCUGCAGAGGCGAGACACGCAGAGCUCGGACGCGACGGCCGUGGACUCUGACGCCGAGACCCAGGCCACCCUUGAAGCGGACAGCGAGAAGACGGCUGUGGUGGCAGUGUCUCCUCUGGACGCAGCCCAGAAGUAGCUGGAGGGGACCCUUUCCCGCCUUUCUGGGGACGUAAACGAUAUGUAUUGACAGAAGAGUAUACAUGGGACACAUGCAGCAUAAACCGCUGCGGACAGACAAACAGACUUACAGCGGGGAGUUAUAUGCGUGGGCAAGCAGCUUAGAGACCUGUUAGGGCUAGAUGAAGGAGGCUACCCUUUUUGUUGUACUAUAUUAAUCGCUCAUCCUCAAUUACGAU
Molecule: messenger RNA, 2679 nt
Organism: Purpureocillium takamizusanense
Lineage: Eukaryota; Fungi; Ascomycota; Sordariomycetes; Hypocreales; Ophiocordycipitaceae
Exons: 3
Coding region: 678-2459 (593 amino acids)
Biological process (GO): transmembrane transport
Cellular component (GO): membrane
Molecular function (GO): transmembrane transporter activity
Source: RefSeq, a predicted model, not a curated record